AUGUAUGACAAUGGAAAUGUCACAGUGGGUGACGUUAUGUUCGUUCCAGGCGAGUUCAUCCUUAGGCAAAUGGCUUAUGGAACUAUAAAAUCCUCGGCUCAUCCAUCCCAUACGACAGAUGUAUAUUCUAGUACGGCACAUCCAUCCCAUACAACAGAUGUAUAUUCUAGUACGCACAUCUAUCCCAUACAACAGAUUACGGCACAUCCAUCCCAUAUAACAGAUGUAUAUUCUAGUACGGCACAUCCAUCCCAUACAACAGAUGUAUAUUCUAGUACGGCACUUCCAUCCCAUACAACAGAUGUAUAUUCUAGUACGGCACAUCCAUCCCAUAUAACAGAUGUAUAUUCUAGUUCGGCACAUCCAUCCCAUACAACACAAGUAUAUUCUAGUACCGCACAUCCAUCCCAUACAACAGAUGUAUAUUCUAGUACGGCACAUCCAUCCCAUACAACAGCUGUAUAUUCUAGUACGGCACAUCCAUCCCAUAAAACAGAUGUAUAUUCUAGUACGGCACAUCCAUCUUAUACAACAGAUGUAUAUUCUAGUACGGCACGCCCGUCCCAUGCAACAGAUGUAUAUUCUAAUACGGUACAUCCGUCCCAUACAACAGAUGUAUAUUCUAGUACGAUACAUCCAUCCCAUACAACAGAUGUAUAUUCUAGUAUGGCACUUCCAUCCGUAUCAACAGAUGUAUAUUCUAGUACGAUACAUCCAUCCCAUACAACACAUGAAUAUUCUAGUACGGUACAUCCAUCCCAUACAACAGAUGUAUAUUCUAGUACGGCACACCCAUCCUAUACAACAGAUGUAUAUUCUAGUGUGGGUCUUAAGUAUAUGUAUAUAUGA
This is a messenger RNA of Mercenaria mercenaria, 849 nucleotides long. RefSeq lists its product as uncharacterized. The record is from RefSeq and is a predicted model, not a curated record. The transcript is spliced from 3 exons. The coding region runs from base 1 to 849 and encodes 282 amino acids. NCBI's taxonomy places the organism in Eukaryota, Metazoa, Mollusca, Bivalvia, Venerida, Veneridae.